AUUCAAGAAACUAUCAUUGAAGUCGACCGCGAAUAAUUAAACCACUUUAAACCUUUUUAAGUAGGUAUAAAUAAGUAUUUUUUAAUUUAAGUACCUAAUGAUGGCAACCACAGCUGUAACAAAUAUCAAAUCGGCGGCUAAAACAAUCAUCAACUUUAAUAAAGACUUGCAUAAUUAGAUAAUUAUAUUUAAAACAGUGCAUAGGUACCUUAAAAACUUAAUGUUAUAAAUAAUUAUAACAAAGGGUUUAUCGCUUGACCCCCACAAGCUGACGUAAAAUUAUAACAGAAUUCAUUCAACCGCUAACCGCGUGCGGGACAGGACGUUUUACAGUAUCAAUUUAUUUAAACGAUAAAAUAUGUCAAGGCCAAUUUUGUCAUCCCACGUGCUCGAUACAUCUUCAGGCCGACCCGCGGCCGGACUAUUUGUAGAACUAUAUAAGAAAAAAGAAGAAAAGUGGCUUUUAUGGCACAACACAAUGACCAAUAGUGAUGGAAGGAUUCAAUUUCCGUUCACUAAGGAAUCGAUGGACGCUGGCACGUAUAAACUUCAAUUCAAAGUUGGCGAUUACUUCAAAUGUGUGGACAAAGAGACUUUUUAUCCUUAUGUAGAGAUAGUAUUCAAUACAAAAGAGGGUGAACACUACCACGUGCCGCUACUGCUUAGCCCAUACGGAUACUCUACCUACAGGGGUAGCUAAUGGGCACAAUAUCUACUUCAGGCACAAUCUACCUAUUUCAUGCAUACCUAAUUAAAUAAAAGUAAUUAUUUGUCGUUGUUAUUAUUAUAAAUAAAAUAUUCU
Molecule: messenger RNA, 802 nt
Organism: Diatraea saccharalis (sugarcane borer)
Lineage: Eukaryota; Metazoa; Arthropoda; Insecta; Lepidoptera; Crambidae
Source: the annotation of a GenBank genome assembly